Messenger RNA from Anneissia japonica, 1044 nucleotides. RefSeq lists its product as uncharacterized. The record is from RefSeq and is a predicted model, not a curated record. Lineage: Eukaryota; Metazoa; Echinodermata; Crinoidea; Comatulida; Comatulidae. The coding region runs from base 1 to 1044 and encodes 347 amino acids. The transcript has 2 exons.
AUGCCUCCUAAAUUUUAUGGUCUGCCCAAGAUUCAUAAAGUAAACAUCCCAUUAAGACCGAUCGUCAGUAGUAUUGACUCGAUCACUUACAGUUCAGCAAAGUUUUUGGCUGAAAUUCUCUCACCUUUAGUUGGAAAUUCAAUUCAUCAUGUGGUCAAUUCUUUAGAAUUCUCAAAACUAAUAAAAAACAAGAGAGUUGAAGAGGAUGAAGAGUUAAGAUCGUAUGAAGUUACAGCACUCUUUACGUCAGUUCCAGUGGAUAAAUCGUUGGAAAUCAUUCACACCCGACUCCAAAACGAUCCUACUCUUAGUAAUAGGACCACCGUUACACCACAACAGAUUAUUAAGCUCUUGGAGGUAUGCCUGAGGUGCACAUACACGUUUUACCAGCAAAUCCGUGGAGCGGCUAUGGGCUCACCGGUAUCCCCCGUCGUAUGCAAUCUUUACAUGGAAGAUAUGGAACAACUGACUGCCCUUCAUCCCCCAAUUUGGUGGUACAGAUAUGUUGAUGACACACACACAAAACUGAAGAAAGCUCACGCUCAAGAAUUUACUGAUCAUCUGAAUUCAUUGGACCCGGAUAUUAAAUUCACAACAGAGGGCGAGGUCAACCGUUCGCUGGCUUUUCUUGACACGCUUACAUUGUUAGUAUCACCAAAGGACAAGAGCCAAAAGAAAGACAUCACAGGCGCCAUCUACCACAUCCCAUGCCAAGGCAAAACUACUUCCGGCAAAUGUAAGGAUUCUUACAUUGGGGAAUCAGAAAGAACUCUGAAAACACGUUUCUUGGAACAUUGUAGACCGAGUUCAACUUCAUCGGAAAUCUUUCAACAUAUACACAUUGAAUCACCUGGACAUCAUGUGGACCUGGCACAGGUCAACUUUCUUGACAGGGAACCAAGACACUUUGAAAGAGGUGUCAAAGAGGCAAUUCAUAUCCGUGUGAACAAACCAACGCUAAACCGAGACGUGGGCCGACACAAACUGCCAAAGAUCUACGAUCCGUCACGUGUUCGUAAGAUCACGUGCCCAAAAUCGGUGUAG